UUAGAUCAGACAUCACUGGCAAUCCAGUUGCGAAAAUGGGUUUCCAGAGAAGCGUAUUGGCUUUCGUUUUCUUGAUAUUGGCUUCACGAACAUGCCUCUCUUCUAGCCUUCCUACUGAAUACUCCAUAUUGGAACAUGACCUUGAUGCAUUCCUUUCUGACGAACGGGUGGUGGAGAUCUUUCGACAAUGGAAAGAAAAGCAUCAGAAAGUGUACAAGCAUGUUGAAGAGGCGGAGAAAAGGUUUGAAAACUUUAAGGGGAAUUUGAAGUAUAUACUGGAGAGGAAUGCCAAGAGAAAAUCAACUGAGGGGGGACACCGUGUGGGAUUGAACAAGUUUGCUGAUAUGAGUAAUGAGGAGUUCAGAAAAGCUUACCUGGCAAAGGUGAAAAAGCCCAUCAACAAGGGGAGCACUCUAUCAAGGAACAUGAGGAGAAAGGUGCAGUCCUGUGAUGCACCAUCAUCCUUGGAUUGGAGGAACUAUGGAAUUGUGACUGGCGUCAAGGACCAGGGAUCCUGCGGAAGUUGUUGGGCAUUCUCUUCAACUGGAGCCAUGGAAGGAAUAAAUGCCUUGGUUACUGGAAACCUUAUUAGCCUUUCAGAACAAGAGCUUAUGGAUUGUGAUAGCACCAACUAUGGGUGCGACGGAGGAUACAUGGACUAUGCUUUCGAAUGGGUUAUAAACAAUGGUGGGAUCGAUUCGGAAGCCGACUAUCCCUAUGAAGGUGUGGAUGGCACGUGUAACAUCACCAAGGAGGAAACCAAAGUUGUAUCUAUUGAUGGCUACAAAGAUGUAGAGGAAUCAGACAGUGCUCUCUUAUGUGCUGUUGUUCAGCAACCCGUUAGUGUGGGAAUUGAUGCUUCCUCAAUUGAUUUUCAACUUUACACUGGUGGAAUUUUUGACGGUAGCUGCUCGGACAAUCCAGAUGACAUUGAUCAUGCUGUUUUGAUAGUUGGUUAUGGCUCAGAAGAUGGUGAAGAUUAUUGGAUAGUGAAGAAUUCAUGGGGAACAAGUUGGGGAAUGGAUGGAUAUUUCUAUCUAAAAAGAGACACUGAUUUACCAUAUGGUGUCUGCGCUGUCAAUGCCAUGGCCUCUUAUCCAACCAAAGAAUCCUCUUCACCAUCUCCCUAUCCAUCACCAAGUGUCCCUCCACCACCGCCACCACCUUCAACUCCACCACCACCACCCCCACCCCCACCUCCAUCUCCUUCACCAAGUGAAUGUGGAGACUUCUCCUAUUGUCCAAGUGAUGAGACAUGCUGUUGCCUUUUUGAAUUCUAUGAUUAUUGCCUAAUAUACGGCUGCUGUGCAUAUGAAAAUGCCGUUUGCUGUACUGGAACUGAAUACUGCUGCCCUAGUGAUUACCCCAUUUGUGAUGUCCAAGAAGGACUCUGCCUCAAGAACGCGGGAGACUAUCUGGGAGUGGCUGCUAAGAAGCGAAAGAUGGCUAAGCACAAGUUGCCAUGGACUAAAACAGAGCAAACAGAGAAGACAUACCAACCUCUGCAGUGGAAGAGGAACCCCUUCGCUGCAAUGCGCUGAAAAAAAAUGAACAAUACUUAAUCAUUUCUCUCAGAAGUUGAAGGUCGUUAUUACUUUAAGUCAUUUUCACUUUUCCCCCACGGGGGAGGCAUCAUCUCAUCCUUUGCUUUCAACAUAUGUUUCAAUUGAACGCUGCACAUAUGCCGGCAAGCAAUUCCAGGAAGAGAAGAUAAAAAAGGGAAAAUUUGUUUGUUUAGAUGGUGCAUCUGGAUUUGGAGACAGUGUUUUUCCAUUCGUCAGAGGGUAUAAAAACUAUGCUUUAAUUUAUUUCUCCAGGCUUGCUUCCAUGAUCAAGCCAUCUUGGCGUUGUUGGUCAUCCAAGCCUUGUAAUAUAUAAUAUAUCUAUUACAUAUUUGGACUUGAAAAUAAGGGCCUGUUAGUUAUCUACA
Molecule: messenger RNA, 1930 nt
Organism: Theobroma cacao (cacao)
Lineage: Eukaryota; Viridiplantae; Streptophyta; Magnoliopsida; Malvales; Malvaceae
Product: cysteine protease XCP2-like
Biological process (GO): proteolysis
Molecular function (GO): cysteine-type peptidase activity
Source: RefSeq, a predicted model, not a curated record